AUGUCGGCGACGAUGACCUUGGCACCGUGCCGGGCGAAAAGCCUGGCGGUGCUCUCCCCGAUGCCGCUGGCGCCGCCGGUGACGAUGGCCACCUUCCCCUCCAGCCUGCAAACAAGACGGCGGCGGCGAUGCUAA
Spirodela intermedia is the source of this 135-nucleotide messenger RNA. NCBI's taxonomy places the organism in Eukaryota, Viridiplantae, Streptophyta, Magnoliopsida, Alismatales, Araceae. The record is from the annotation of a GenBank genome assembly.